Fragaria vesca subsp. vesca is the source of this 1729-nucleotide messenger RNA. RefSeq names its product heat shock cognate 70 kDa protein-like. Gene Ontology annotation, cellular component: cytoplasm. NCBI's taxonomy places the organism in Eukaryota, Viridiplantae, Streptophyta, Magnoliopsida, Rosales, Rosaceae. The transcript has 2 exons. The coding region runs from base 1 to 1557 and encodes 518 amino acids. Gene Ontology annotation, molecular function: misfolded protein binding; ATP binding; ATP-dependent protein folding chaperone. Gene Ontology annotation, biological process: protein refolding; cellular response to unfolded protein. The record is from RefSeq and is a predicted model, not a curated record.
AUGGCGGGAGGAGAAAAGGGUCAUGCGAUUGGGAUUGAUCUAGGGACGACGUACUCUUGCGUAGCAGUUUGGCAGAACGAUCAUGUGGAAAUCAUAGUGAAUGAUCAGGGCAACAGGACAACUCCAUCCUAUGUUGCCUUCAAUGAUACUGAGCGUUUGGUUGGUGAUGCAGCUUUUAACCAGGUCAUCAAGAACCCCAUCAACUCUGUAUUUGAUGCAAAGCGGUUAAUAGGUAGGAAGUUCAGUGACGACUCUGUUCAAAAUGAUAUGAAGCUCUGGCCAUUCAAGGUCAUUGAAGGUGUUGAUGGGAAGCCUAUGAUUGUGGUCUCCCAUGAGGGUCAGGAGAAACAUUUUGCUGCUGAAGAAAUCUCCUCCAUGGUUUUGGCAAAGAUGCGGGAGACUGCUGAGGAGUUCCUUGACUCAACAGUCAAAAAUGCGGUUAUCACAGUGCCUGCUUACUUCAGUGACUCGCAGCGCCAGGCUACAAGAAAUGCAUGUGAGUUUGCAGGUCUAAAUGUGAUGCGGAUUAUCAAUGAACCAACAGCUGCAGCAAUUGCUUAUGGCCUUGAAAGAAAGGCUGGUUGGUAUAGCAAGAGAAAUGUGAUGAUAUUUGAUUUGGGAGGUGGAACUUUAGAUGUGUCACUGGUUACCAUAAGCACCGGUGAUUUUGAAGUGAAAGCCACGGCUGGAGACACUCACCUUGGUGGUGAAGACUUUUAUAACAGAAUGGUGGAUUUCUGUGCUGCGGAAUUUAAGAGGAAGCAUGACUUGGAUGUGAGUGGAAACGCGAGAGCUCUUAGGAGGCUAAGAAAUGCUUGUGAGAAGGCGAAGAGGAGACUUUCAUUUACAUCUUCAGUGGAUGUUGAAAUUGAUUGUUUGGAACAGGGCAUUGAUUUGUAUAUGACUAUUUCCCGUGCCAAAUUUGAACAACUGAACAUGGAUUUCUUCAACAAGUGUGUGGAGCCUGUGGAGAAGUGUAUAAGAGACGCUAACAUGGACAUAAGCCAAAUUGAUGAUGUUGUUCUCGCCGGUGGAUCUUCUAGAAUUCCCAAAGUGCAGCAAUUGUUGCAAGAUGUCUUCAAGGGAAAAAAGCUAUGCAAGAGCAUUAAUCCAGAUGAGGCAAUAGCAUAUGGUGCAGCUGUUCAAGCUGCAAUCUUGAGCGGGAAUGGGAAUGGGAAGCUUCACGACUUUACUCUCUUGGAUGUCACACCUAUGUCACUUGGAGUAGAAGUAGGAACUAAUAAUGUCAUGCAUUUUGUUAUUCAAAGAAACACCAGAAUUCCGUUAAAGAAGAAUACGACACUAUUUACCCAAUUUGACAACCAGAGUGUAUGUUGUUUCCCAAUUUUUGAAGGUGAGAGUGAAAGCACUUUGAAUAAUAACCUUUUGGGUAAAUUCAGGCUUGUGGACCUUCCUUUAGGUCCUGAGGGUCAUCCAUUCGACGUUUGGUUUGAAAUUGAUGAGAAUGGUAUCUUAAGUGUCUCUGCUGAGGACAAGUCCACUGGCCAGAAGAAAGGGAUUACAAUUGCGAGUGACAGAAGCAAUUGUUCCAACUGAGGUAUGAUAGAAAGGGAGCGACCUUUUUUCAUCAGUUCACUCCAAGCUUGAUUAUGAGCUUUUAUUUUUCUCUGACGUAUGGAAUUAUCUGGUUGGUUUUGCUUGAUAUGAUCUCUGUUUGAAUAUUUCAAUCACUUGUCAAUGUACUCCUGAUGUUUGAUUAAUGUUUCGC